UUCGUAACUCUUCAAGUAAGAUAACUAAAAAGAAAGGAGCUCUGCGAUUGCAGCAUGCAACGUGAUCAUUUGGGAAGUUUGAAUAAUGCACUUGUCAUGUCUCAAGAGGAACAAAAGAUCCGAGAAGAACUCGAGAUAGAGAUAGAAAGGGUCUUAGAAGAAGAGAUCAAAGAAGGCAUUAGCCAGCUCACCUUUCAACUGCACAAAUUAUAUCAACACAAGAAGAGAAGAACCAAUUCAGAAUCAAAAGAUGCAACAGUCACCAAGGUGAAUAUAACAGUCAUAAAAGAGGGGAAAUGCAAGAUUGAAGCAUAUCAGAGCAAAUUUGGAGGUUUCAAUGCGAUAAAACUUCAUAGCCCAAAGCCUGAACCAAAGAACAAAAAGGCUAAGAGGUGCAGGGUCUUAAAUCCAGUACUGAGGAAUAAAAUGAAUACUAAAGAGAAGAGGAAUAAUGACUCGAGAAUGCAUAGGAGAGUCUUGGUAUGGAAAUACUAAAGAGAAAUUUUCCCACAUAAUAUUAAAGAGAAACCACUUCCGUGUAAGUUUGAACCAAAUGAAUUGCAUAAUUCUAAACCUGUGCAGUUAUAUC
Messenger RNA from Asparagus officinalis (garden asparagus), 589 nucleotides. RefSeq lists its product as uncharacterized. The coding region runs from base 55 to 495 and encodes 146 amino acids. The transcript has 2 exons. NCBI's taxonomy places the organism in Eukaryota, Viridiplantae, Streptophyta, Magnoliopsida, Asparagales, Asparagaceae. The record is from RefSeq and is a predicted model, not a curated record.